UGCUUCACAUGUAGUCGUCUCUCUUGUGAAAAACUAUCCAAACUAUCUGAUUAUAAAUCUAGAUAAGCUCAACUACUGUGCAAGCUUGAAGAAUCUUGAAACUAUCUCCGAGAAGGAAAACUACAAGUUUGUCCAGGGAGAUAUUUGUGAACCUGAUUUUAUAAAACAGCUCUUCGAAACUGAGAAAAUAGAUAUAGUCCUUCAUUUUGCAGCUCAAACACAUGUAGAUCUUUCAUUUUGGCAUGCCCUGGAGUUCACCUAUGUGAAUGUUUAUGGCACUAAUGUGCUGGUUGCUGCUGCUUAUGAAGCCAAUGUGGAGAAGUUUGUCUAUGUUAGUACAGAUGAAGUAUAUGGAGGUAGCACUGAUGAGGAAUUUGAUGAAUCCUCACCAAAACGCCCAACAAAUCCCUAUGCCUCCUCUAAAGCAGCUGCAGAGUGUUUUGUUCAGUCUUACUGGGAAAGGUACCAAUUCCCAGUUGUUAUCACACGGAGCAGUAAUGUUUACGGACCACACCAGUAUCCAGAAAAAGUUAUUCCAAAGUUUAUAUCUUUGUUGCAACAGAACAGAAAAUGCUGUAUUCAUGGUUCUGGACUUCAAAGAAGAAAUUUCCUUUAUGCAACGGAUGUGGUAGAAGCAUUCCUUACUGUCCUGAAGGAGGGGAAGCCAGGUGAAAUUUAUAACAUUGGAACUAACUUUGAGAUGUCCAUUGCCCAGCUUGCUAAGGAGUUAAUCCAUUUAAUAAAGAAGACCAGUUCGGAAUCUGAAAUGGAGCACUGGAUGGAUUAUGUCAAAGACAGACCUACCAAUGACCUGAGAUACCCAAUGAAUUCAGAAAAAAUGCAUAACCUAGGAUGGAGACCUAAAGUGCCUUGGAAAGAAGGAAUAAAGAAAACAAUUGAAUGGUACAAAGAAAACUUUCACAACUGGAAAAAUUCAGAGAAAGCUUUGGAACCCUUUCCUGUGACAGAGCCAUUUGCACAGCUCAGUGGUCCAUAG
Molecule: messenger RNA, 997 nt
Organism: Cariama cristata (Red-legged seriema)
Lineage: Eukaryota; Metazoa; Chordata; Aves; Cariamiformes; Cariamidae
Gene: TGDS
Product: TDP-glucose 4,6-dehydratase
Exons: 11
Biological process (GO): nucleotide-sugar metabolic process
Molecular function (GO): dTDP-glucose 4,6-dehydratase activity
Source: RefSeq, a predicted model, not a curated record